AUGUCAGUGACAGAGUAUGCUGCAAAGUUCACUGAGUUGGCUAAGUUCUACCCGUAUUAUGAUGGAGCAAGUGGUGAGUUUUCAAAGUGCAUCAAGUUUGAAAAUGUAUUACGCUCUGAGAUCAAGAAAGCUGUUGGGUAUCAGAAGAUUCGUAUCUUUCUUGAUUUGGUUGAUAGUUGCAGGAUUUUAAAAAAAGAUCAUAAUGCACAUUACAAAAUUGUCAAGGAUAGGAGAGGCAAGCAGAACCGUAGCACACCUUAUGAUGCUCUAGUUAAAAAGGGUAAAGCAGAUGUGGCUGAUAGCAAGAGAACUAGUAGGGGAGAAGCUCCUGCUAGCGUUGUUUGUUUCAAUUGCGGGAAACCUGGUCAUAAGAGUAAUGCGUGUAACCUCGAGGUGAAGAAAUGUUUUCGUUGGGGUAAGAUGGGACAUGCUAUGUCAGAUUGUAAGCAUAAGGAAAUGGUUUGUUUUAACUCUGGUGAAGAAGGACACAUUGGGAGUCAAUGUCCAAAGCCAAAGAAGAGGCAAUCUGGUGGAAAAGUGUUCGUGUUGGCGGGAAGUCAAACAGAUGGAGGGAACGAGCACAUUAGAGGUAAUGUUUCGUUAGUAUACUCCUUUAAUAUUAUGUUUAUGUUUUUGUUAUCCGUUGUUUGGGCUGUUGUUGUUAAUAUAAAAUAA
This is a messenger RNA of Vicia villosa (hairy vetch), 675 nucleotides long. RefSeq lists its product as uncharacterized. Gene Ontology annotation, biological process: positive regulation of cytoplasmic translation. Gene Ontology annotation, cellular component: cytoplasm. The coding region runs from base 1 to 675 and encodes 224 amino acids. The transcript has a single exon. Lineage: Eukaryota; Viridiplantae; Streptophyta; Magnoliopsida; Fabales; Fabaceae. The record is from RefSeq and is a predicted model, not a curated record. Gene Ontology annotation, molecular function: zinc ion binding; single-stranded RNA binding; translation regulator activity.